This is a messenger RNA of Pleurotus ostreatus (oyster mushroom), 2130 nucleotides long. RefSeq lists its product as uncharacterized. The transcript has 8 exons. Gene Ontology annotation, molecular function: microtubule binding. Gene Ontology annotation, biological process: nuclear migration along microtubule; establishment of spindle localization; mitotic spindle orientation checkpoint signaling. The coding region runs from base 1 to 2130 and encodes 709 amino acids. Lineage: Eukaryota; Fungi; Basidiomycota; Agaricomycetes; Agaricales; Pleurotaceae. Gene Ontology annotation, cellular component: cell cortex; mating projection tip; spindle pole body. The record is from RefSeq and is a predicted model, not a curated record.
AUGUCCUCACUCAAGGCCUCGUCCUCUCGCAGCUCAUUGUCGAGCUCGCCCUCAAACUCGGCGUACUAUGUACCGCCUUCGCCCCCCACCUCAUCACUCGGGAGCUCAGCUUCGUCGUCCAAGGUUUCACUGGAAAUGGCCGAUGAAGAGAACAUUACAAUCACCGCAAGUGCCAGCAAGAAGCUGGGAAAGCGAAAGAGCCAGGAUGAGGAUCUCAGGAUUCUCGCCAUAUCGACCCAUAUUACAGAGCUAUCGUACAACAUAUCGGAUAUUCAGACGCGUAUCUUUGAGAUACAGGAACUUCGGCAUAAGUCUCAACUCCCAGGUGACAACACCAACACCACGAAUAUCAUCGACCAGUCGCUGAUGAGCUUGGACGAGCGGUUGGAUGCGGUAUCCAAAGGAAUCAAGUCCGUAAAUGAGUCGUUGGAACCAUGGCUCCAGUCCACCGCCACACCCACGCUAGCACAGAACGGUGAUACUAAGAACGAGAAUGCGAACGCUAUCAUCCUUCGCAAGCACGCGACCCUUAUGCAGGACUGGGACGCCGUGCAGGAUGAGAGUGAGGUUCUUCGAGAGGAGCUCAAGGAGGACAAAUGGUUAACGGUGUUCCGAACCGUCACGGACCAGGCAGAUGGGAUGAUGUCAAGCCUAGAGAAGGCCGUGAAUCGGUGUCAAGAGUUUAUCUGGCAGGUCCACCGGCGUGGUGCUGACGAUUCCCUUGCUGUGUCCCAGCGGAGCGACAAGCCGAGAGCGUCAAUCAACAUCGAUGUUUAUAACUCUUUGCUCGAUUCGUAUGAAGCAAAGAAGAAACAUUACAUGCCGGCAACCUCUAAGGUUUUAUCCAUAAUAGAUAAGGGUGUCCGCGACCGAGUCACGAAGAAUGGCGAGACAUUACGAAGACACGCAGAGUCAGCGCAACGAUGGAAGAACCUGCGUGACCGAAUAUCUCGCACUGAUGCAGAAAUGGAAUCGGUCCGUCGACUCCUUCUGAACGGUGACUCAGCUCCGAGUGACGGUGGAUCGAGUACGUCUGGGCACACCACACAUUCUCGAGGCGGAUAUCUCGCGACACCGCCGAGCGCGUCGAGAGCAUCAAGAGCUCCCAGUUCAUCAAGCAUUACGGGUUCCAUAUCUCCGUUGAGGAGGUUUGCACGGAAGAUCACAGGAUCUUCCAAGCAAUCGCCUAGUACACCAGUCACCCCCCUUAAUGUUGAAAAGACUCUUCGCGCUCCAGCCUCAGAACCAAUCAAGGUCAUCAGGCGGCAGCGUACAUCCAUAUUUGGUGUUCGGGGAAAUCAACCUGCAACCCCCUCUACGCCAGAUCGGCCCAACCACAAACAUAGUCACAGUCUGACGCCGGAUCCAUCUCCCAGGAUAGCGAAGAUUGUUGAAACACCCUGUAGCACUAUCAAGGGAACCAGUUCGAGUAGUUCGUCUAAACAACGCUGGAACAGCUCGACGAAGAUAGAAUCUGAGGAGAAAGGUGCAACGGUCAAAGGCACACCUCAGAAACGACCGCCGUCUGCGACUGGGUAUUAUGCCCGUACCUCGAGCGAUGAAAUACCGCCAGUUCCCCCCUUAGGCGCAUCGAGCUCUGCUAUGCGGGCACAAACACCUGAAGCGACUUUGCGUGCCCGUGCACAGCAGGUACCUGUGUAUCAACCGCCUGCGCCUCGGGGCGGUCCGCGAGCUUCUGCACCAGUCAAGGCUCCUCCAUCGAGUUUCCGAGACGGAUCAAACUCUAGUCGCACACCGUCGCGUCCUGGCUCUCGAAAUGGUGCAUAUACGCCCACUUUCGACCAAGGCCCAGUGCAUGAAUAUGUUCCCGCCAACACGAAAGAUCCCCUCGACAUCGAGGUUGCUGUUAUCGCUAACUCUAUCCCCCAUGGUUUAUUGGUGGAGCGCGUCGAUCCUCCUCUGCGCAGCGCACCUAAGGAAGGUGAAGAGGUCAAGGCACAAUACGCCUUUUCGAACUCCUUGGCGAGAAAGCUUGUUACAUGCAAGUUGACUACGCUGACAAGGUCAGGAAAAGCGGGCGACACUACAACAAAGAAGGUCAUGUGUCGUGUCGGUGGCGGGUGGCAAGACUUGCAACUCUAUAUCCUUAACCGACAAGCCGGGAUGUAA